CUAGACGUCUUCUUAGAGCCGUCAGCUCAUUUGAGUCUGACAGGAAAGAUUAGAACAGUUUUCGAGCUGGUGUCUGACAAAACUAAAUUUGUUUAAAAGUUUGUCCUCACUGAUUGACCCACAGCAGGAAAAUGGCUGAAGCUGAAGUUCUUAAAAAUAUUAAGUCCACAAGAGCAAGAGGAAACACAGAUGUGGCCACACCCUCUACGGAUGAACCCACUUAUUGCAACAUCCAUUACUCAAAAUCUCAGCGACCUGGCUCCAAACAACCUGCAGCAUCAAACAGGCGAUCGGGGGUCACAUCGGAGCGAGUGGCCCUGCUGCUCCUCAGUGUUCUCCUGGCAGCUGCUGUCACAGCUCUUGGUGUAACCCUUCAUGAAAAUACUCAAACCAAGAAGAGUCUCCAAAAGCUUCAAGAGGAAGCAACAAAUCUCACAGAUGAAACAUGUCAGAGGUGCAAGAACUGCUGGGAGCCACAUGGAGGAAAGUUGUACUUCUUCUCCUCAGUUAAUUUGACCUGGAAUGAGAGUAGAAGACAAUGCAAAUCAAUGGGAGGAGACCUGGUUGUGAUAAACAGCAGAGAGGAGCAGAGAUUCCUGCAGACUAGACUGAGAGGAAAAAUGGAAUUUUAUGAGGACAGGUUCUGGAUCGGACUGACAGACUCACAGAAAGAGGGUGAAUGGCUUUGGGUGGACAACACACGACUGAAUACAAGUUUGACAUUUUGGGGUGACCACGAGCCAGACGACUGGACAGAGGAGGAUCCUGAUGGAGAGGACUGUUUGAGGAUGGGGGAGGAAGACCUGGUGUCCUGGGCUGAUAAAUCCUGCAAAUCGCCUCAAAAAAGUAUUUGUGAGAAACCAGAAAAAGCAUGUGGCUGAAAUCCCCUUGUUCAGAUUGAGCUCGAGUCCUCGGCCACUUUCACAAACUGAGGCAUGAAGCUUUAUUAAUGAAGAUCUUCUCCAGACACAAACAACUUGAAUAAUAUCUAGAGUCUCAUAUGUUCUUCAGUUUCCUUCUUAUUUUAAAGUGACGUCUACUCCUCCCUCAUAUAAAAUCUAUGCAUAUUAAAAAUUAUAUAUAAUUUUCUGAUGACCAUCAGGCUGCGAUGAGAGGCUCAAGUCAUGAGCUGCUCCUUCAAGUGUUUUCAGGGUUUCUAUCUAAACCCGAUUCCACAUCCUUGACCCAGCGUCUCAUUCUGUUUCCAGCUUUCGGAUCCGACCCAGGUUUGAUGACUCAGCUCUUUUCUGAAGCAUUGCCCUGGCUCCAUUAAAACCACAGUGUAAGUGCAUGAAGAGCGUUUACUUCCAGUUAAAGGAACUUCAAUUUCAUCCAGACUUUAUUAAGGACACAUUUCAGUUUUACAUUUUGCUUUCUCUGGUCUUUAAUUUAUGUUAAGUGUCUUUGAACAUUGCCAAAAGUGCUGCAUUAAUAAAGUGUAAUAAUAGUGUUUUUAUUAUUAAAUCCUCAAUUUGCACUGGUCACAUUCAUUUCUUUGAUAAAACAUUAAAUUUAAGUGUUGCUCUGAAUAUUAAUGGAAAGAAUAAAACACAUCCACUUGGAUUUACUUGACGUUUUCAGAAAAGAGUAUAAAUAUAUAAUAAAGUGUUUCAUACAGCUGCACUGUACAGCAGCAACCGUCUGAAUUUGGAUUCAGAAAUUCAAAAAUAAAUAUGUAAAUAAAUAAAAUAG
Messenger RNA from Platichthys flesus (European flounder), 1692 nucleotides. RefSeq names its product hepatic lectin-like. Bases 132 to 881 code for a protein of 249 amino acids. NCBI's taxonomy places the organism in Eukaryota, Metazoa, Chordata, Actinopteri, Pleuronectiformes, Pleuronectidae. The record is from RefSeq and is a predicted model, not a curated record. The transcript is spliced from 7 exons.